ACUCUGCCAACAAGAUGGACUAUUUGCACUUAGUGUAAAUAGACAUUCCGUUCAUUGAUUUCAUAUAUAGCGUACUCAGUGGCUUUCACUAUAUUUGGAUUAGUGAAUGAGUAAACGAUUAAGCCAAAGUGCGUACUUUUAUACUGUCGCAAAACUGUGGUGCAGUUUGCGGCAUUUGGAUCAUGGCGGAGUCUGUAAACGGAGGACCGUUGAUUUCGAAAUGGCUUGAGGCUUCAGACAGAAAAGCUGCAAUACUACGCUAUGUGGGAGAGCAAGUCCCCCUCAUUUACUGCCUGGAGGCGGAGUCACAACAACAAGAGGAGGACCAAAACAUUCAGGAACGCCUUCUCUAUCCCCUGGAGUGCUUCCUUUUUGGGGAGGACCCUUGUGUUGGCCUGGAGAAGUUAGAGCAGUGUAACAGUGGCUCAUCUUCUCAGCAAUGUGGACGUGUUUUUAAAGAAGGCGAGACAGUCUACUCCUGCAGGGAGUGUGCGAUAGAUCCCACUUGUGUACUCUGCAUGGAAUGCUUCCAGAAAAGCGUGCACAAAAGUCAUCGCUACAAGAUGCAUGCAUCAGCAGGAGGUGGUUUCUGUGACUGUGGAGACUUGGAGGCAUGGAAGACCGGACCCUGCUGCUCCCAACACGACCCCGGCACAUCAGUCUCUAUGGAAACGGAUGAGUGUGUGAUGGAUCCAGGCCUCCAGGAACGGGCUCAGUCAUUGUUCCAGGUGCUGCUGAGUUACACUAUUGACAUGCUGGUUUGGGAGGAGGAUGAUGAACUCUCAGAAGAGCUGAAGCCCAAAGUGAAGGAGGACACCUACUUCUGUGUGCUCUACAAUGAUGAACAUCACUCAUACGACCAUGUCAUCUACACACUUCAGCGAGCUAUCAACUGCGACCCAAAUGAGGCUAAAACAUGCACUGCUGUCAUUGACAAGGAGGGACGGAGAGCAGUUAAGAGAGGUACUCUAAGUUCCUGCCAACAAGUCAAGGAAAGUAUCAGGCAUAACUCAGAGCAAAUUACCCAGCAGCCUUUGCGGGUGGAGAUCCUUCACACUGCUGUGAUGGCUCAUCAGACCUUUGCCCUCAGACUCGGUACAUGGUUCCAGAAGAUCAACGGCUACUCAGUAGGCUUCAGGCAGGUGUUUUGCCAGGUGGCAUUGGAGCCAAGCGCUGACAAUGAUAAACUCUGUCUGAUCAGUCGAGUCAUGCUACAUGACGCCAAACUAUAUAAAGGAGCCCGCAAGGUCGUCCACGAGUUGAUUUUCAGUAGCUUACUAAUGGGCACAGAAUACAAGAGGCAGUUUGCCAUGAAAUUCACAGAGCACUACAAACAGCUUCAGGAAGACUUCAUUAGUGAUGACCAUCAGAGGAAUAUCUCAGUCACAGCCUUGUCUGUGCAGAUCUUCACUGUUCCCACUCUGGCCAGGCAGUUGAUAGAGGAGGGUAAUGUCAUAAAGGUGAUCAUAGACACAGUGAUGGAGAUGAUGAGGGAACAUCUGGACAACAACAACCGCUUCCACUUUCAGGGCUACAACUCCGACAAGUUCUUCCGUGUUCAAGUGAUCUUCCAUGACCUCAGGUACAUUCUAAUCAGUAAGCCCUCAGUAUGGACGGAGGAGCUAAGGGUGAAGUUCCUUGAAGGCUUUCGUGUCUUUCUUGGUUUCCUUCGCUGUAUGCAGGGGAUGGAGGAGGUGAAGAGACAGUUUGGUCAACACGUUGAGGUGGAGCCAGAGUGGGAGGCGGGGUUUACCCUCCAGAUGCAGCUACGCCACAUUCUGGCUAUGUUUAAGGAGUGGUGUUCUUCUGAUGAAAGGGUUCUGCUGCUGGCCUUUCAGGAUUGUCAUAGAGUGCUAAUGUCCUGCACCAACCAGCCCUUCCGCAGCGAGCCAACAGACAGCUACAUGUGCAAGCAAAUCCUCCACACACGGCCGUACAAAGUCUCCCAGGAGCCUGUGUCCAUCCACAUGCCCCUCUCCAGGCUGCUGGCCGGUUUAUAUGUGCUCUUGUGUCAGACCGGAGCAGUCCAGUAUCUCCCUGACUUUGUGGAUCCUGCGCAGCUGAAUUUCACAGAGCUAGCAGAGCAGCCACUGCGCUGUGUGGUGCUGGCAGCUCAGGUGUGUGCCGACAUGUGGCGCAGAAACGGCCUGUCACUCGUCAGCCAGGUGUAUUACUAUCAGGACGUUAAGUGCAGGGAUGAAAUGUUUGAUAAGGAUGUUAUCAUGCUGCAGAUUGCUGCUUCCAAAAUGGACCCCAACCAUUUUCUCAUGCUCAUUCUUUUGAGAUUUGAACUUUUCGAUAUUUUCAAUGGUAACUGUUCCAGUAAAGAUCAGGAAGUGCUGAAACAGUGGAAUAGGGUAAUAGAGGAGAUGCUGUACCUCAUAAUCAUCAUUGUAGGUGAGCGGUACGUACCUGGAAUCAGUUAUGUAACUAAGGAGGAAGUGACUAUGAGGGAGGUCAUCCAUCUGCUGUGUAUUGAACCCAUGGCUCAUAGCAGUCUGGUCAAAAACCUGCCUGAAAAUGAAAGCCAUGAAACUGGACUUGAAACCGUCAUCUCUAAGGUUGCCACCUUCAAGAAACCAGGAGUGUCUGGCCAUGGCUUGUAUGAGCUGAAGAAGGAAUGUCUAAAAGAGUUUAACCCCUUCUUUUAUCAUUACUCCAGACCACAGCAUAGUAAGGCAGAAGAGGCUCAGAAGAGAAGAAGGGCUCAAGAAGGUAGUGAUAAAGCGCUCCAUCCCCCAGUGCCCCCUUCCUUCUGCCCAGUGUUCUCCAGUGUAGUGCGUCUGCUCUGCUGUGACGUCUUUAUCCACAUCCUGCGAAGAGUUCUCCAGAAAGCAGUGGAGGACCGAUCCAACCGAUGGACUGAACCCAUGAUCCAGAGGGCACUGCAUCUUGUGGGACAGGCGCUAAUAGAGGAAAAAACGCAGUUGGAAGCCAGCAGUGCUGAAGAAGUGACCUUUGACUUUAGUCUGAAAGCACAAAUAACUGGUUCUGAACAUGGCAAAUCGUUGUUCCACUUCCUGAACAAAAUGAAGUCUUUACCUUCCCUUGAAGCUCAGAAAGACAUGAUUGCUUGGAACUUACAGAUGUUUGAAGUGGUGAAGUGUCUUCGGCUGAAAUCAGGCGCUGUAGCUUCUUCAUUUGCAAUGGAUCAGAGCAAAUCAGAGGAGACUGUUCAGGAUAAAGAGAAAGCAGAGCGGAAGCGAAAGGCAGAGGCUGCUAAAGCACACAGGCAGAAGAUCAUGGCUCAGAUGUCUGCCAUGCAGAAAAACUUCAUUGAGUCCAACAAGAUGCUUUAUGACAAUGUGCCUGAGAGCUUGAGUCAGAGCGAAGCAGCCACCUCUGUGAAGAGUUUUGGGAUGGAUGUGGAUGACAGCAGAGUGGCCGUGGGACCACAGCAGGGUUUAUGUUCCACAGACUGGGGGGCUUUGACCUGCAUCCUGUGUCAGGAGGAGCAGGAGGUUCAAGCUUGGGCACCUGCCAUGGUCCUCACAGCCUGUGUACAAAGAUCUACAGUGCUCACCCAGUGCCGGGGCAAGACACUCUCUGCUAAAGAAAACCACUACCCCAUGUUUAUGCCCCCUGAUCUGGCUGUGGGCACACACACUGGCAGCUGUGGACAUGUAAUGCAUGCCACCUGCUGGCAAAAGUACUUUGAGGCAGUGCAGAAUACCACUCGGAAUCGGCUGCAUGCUGAACUGAUCAUAGACCUGGAGAAUGGAGAGUACAUGUGUCCACUCUGCAAAUCCCUCUGUAACACUGUUAUUCCUCUCAUCCCCAUGGAGCCCAGCAAGCUCAACUAUGAGAGUGCCGAGUUAGUUGGCCAGCAUCUCACUCUUGCGCGCUGGAUUCAGAUCGUGUUUUCUCGGAUUAAAGGACUGAGAGCUGCACAGGAACCUGAGAGUAACAAUGACGCAAUGGCAAAUGAAGCGACAGCACUUUUUGAAGAGGAUCAAGCAGAUUUCAGAUCCAUUCUCAGUUUUGGAGUUCAAGAGACGCCAAAGUUCUCCCGUAGUAUCACAGAGAUGUUAGGGGUCUGUGCGACCACAGUGCACAGGGUGGGUCUGCAGACUGCCCCCAAUGAUCUGUGCCCAUAUGUGCCAGUCAUGUCCUGGAACACCUGUGCCUACACCAUCCAGGCCGUCGAGAACAUGUUACAAGAAGAGGGGAAAGCACUGUUCGGCUCCCUCCAAAACAGACAGCUUUCUGGACUCAAAGCAGUGGUGCAGUUCUCAGCAGCUCAGAGGCUGAAGAGCAGUCAAGCUGUCGUACAGAAGCAUUUUGCUAACAUGUUAGCAGUCUUGUUACCUGUUCCUAAUGUAGAAGAAACACCAUCAAUAUUAGAAGUGGAUUUCUUUCAUCUUAUGGUGGGGCUGGUCCUGUCUAUCCCAGCACUGUAUCAGGAAGAGGCUGUAGACUUGCAGCCGUCUAUAAUCAGCACUGCAUACAAUCACCUCCACCUUCUGCACCUUCUCACUAUGGGACACAUGCUGCAGGUCCUGCUGGCCUUGCACGAUUGUGCUGUGACAGGAGGAGGAGACGAGGGAGAUGAAGCUCAGGCCGCAGCAAUGCUCUACUCUACUGUAUCUCAACACACUGAUGGGUUGAGGACUGGUGUAUCUGGCUCCACAGUUGCAGAGGGAGUAAAGAUAGGUGUGAUGCCCUUCCUGCGCUGUGCCGCUCUGUUCUUUAAUUGCCUUACAGGAGUGCCCCCUCCAGAGGAGCUCUCCAGUAUUACAGAAUCACCAGAAAGUGAGCUGCCUCUGCUGUGUAGUUAUCUCGCCUUGCCCUGCAACCUAUUUCAAUUGUUUCAGGACCACAGGGACGUGAUAACCCCCUUAAUAAAGAGGUGGUGUGGAAAUACAGCCAUAUCCAAAGCCCUCAAAGGAGAAAUGCAUAUCAUCAGGUAUCCCCGCAAGAGAAACCGGUUAAUAGAUCUUCCAGAGGACUAUAGCGUGCUACUUAAUCAAGCUAGUCACUUUAAAUGCACAAACUCAUCAGAUGAUGAGCGAAAGCACCCUACUCUGUGUCUGCUCUGUGGAGUCACGCUGUGUGCGCAGAGCGCUUGCUGUCAGGUGCAGCUGAACGGGGAUGAGGUGGGAGCCUGCACGGCUCAUGCUGCCACCUGCGGGGCUGGAGUGGGAUUGUUUCUCAGGGUUAGAGAGUGCGAGAUUGUUUUGAUGGCCAGUAAGACGCGAGGCAGUCCCUAUCCAGCACCUUACCUAGAUGACUAUGGAGAAACAGAUCCUCAGCUUGGGCGAGGGAACCCACUGCAUCUGUGUCCAGAGCGCUACCACAAGUUGCUCCUUAUGUGGCAACAGCACUGCAUCCUGGAAGAAAUCGCCCGCAGCCUGGAAGUACUCAACGUCAUGUUUGCCUUUGAGUGGCAGAUGCUUUAAGAAAAGCAUAAUGCGAACAGCGGGGCUCACCACAUUAUUCACAUUUCACAUGCCUGCGCAUGAAAUCAGCCUGACUGCAAGCAGUAAUAAAAAUGCCUAACAUCUUUAUGUGCUGCUGUCAGUUUUUUCAAGCAGCUAUUGCAUUUAUAUGAGCCACAGUGAACAGACACAUCCCACAAAAGAUCUUUUAUGAAGUCAUUGUUUUUUCUCGGCUCUUUAUUUAUUUAGCUUUGGCUUGAGUGCAGUGGAAAAGUUCACACUAUUCUGAUUCGUUGGAGAGAUCUACAUUUAAUAUAGCAUUGCAGCUUUUCCUUUUUCGCUCAUGGUGUUUUUACAUUAUUUUCAGGGAGUAAAGAUUUAUUGACUGUCACUAUUGAAUGCAAUGGGUUUUUUUUUUAUACCUCUGUAAAAUGCUAACCUAUUCAGCUUUUUCUUUCAUCUGUGUGAGGAAUUUUAUUCAUUUGAAUAUAUCUAUAUAUGACGUUAUUUUGCAAACAAAGAUGCCCUGAGUGUAAAAGUAUAAUCAGUGUUUCAGGGUGAGAAUCUGCUUUGCGAGUUAUGUACUUAAAGUAGGUGGAUUUCAUCAGCGUGUACAGAUCACAUUUCUCCCCAACAUUAAAAGAAAAAUAAAUGCAUUUUUGCAUUGACUUUUUUUUACAUUUGUGAGAUUAUGGAAAAAGUCACAAUGGAAAAAAGACUUCAUUUACUUUAAGAAUAAUAUGACUUCUUUCUUUUGAUUUUGGGGUAAAAUAUGACUUACAUUUUGUUCACAGGUUUAAUGGAAUUCACCCAUGUAAUGGAUGUUACAUGAGCAUGUACAUAAAACAUUAAUGUAGAUUAAGCUUAUUUUACUGUAAGAAACAGCUGUGAAGAAUAAAGAAAUGCCAACACAAUUCAA
Myxocyprinus asiaticus (Chinese sucker) is the source of this 6297-nucleotide messenger RNA. It is a transcript of the gene ubr1, whose product is annotated as ubiquitin protein ligase E3 component n-recognin 1. Lineage: Eukaryota; Metazoa; Chordata; Actinopteri; Cypriniformes; Catostomidae. Gene Ontology annotation, biological process: protein ubiquitination; ubiquitin-dependent protein catabolic process via the N-end rule pathway. Gene Ontology annotation, cellular component: cytoplasm; ubiquitin ligase complex. The coding region runs from base 183 to 5399 and encodes 1738 amino acids. The transcript has 47 exons. Gene Ontology annotation, molecular function: zinc ion binding; ubiquitin protein ligase activity. The record is from RefSeq and is a predicted model, not a curated record.